AGAGACCUUGGCUUCUCUGGGGCUCUACCCUGGGGACUGCCCACAUCUUCUCCCGACUCUGGGGGCAGGGGGGCCACUGCCCCAAGAAACCUCUCCGGCGAUGGAAGCCGCCCGCCUGCUGCCCAACUUCACUCUGUAAGUGCCGGCCUUUCCGACCGACAAACGACAGACAAACGGGAGUUUUGUUGCCACCUCCAGCCUGCGGCAGCCCUAAUCUCACCGGGACUCCCACACGGACUGGCGGGUGGGGCGGGGGCGGCGCCGGUGCGCCCUGGGCUGGCUGCUGGCACCCACACCUGGGUCUGCCUCGUGUCCCCACACAGGUGCCUGCAGCUACUGAUUCUCUGCUGUCAAACUCAGGGGGAGAAUCACCCGUCUCCUAAUUUUAACCAGUACGUGAGGGACCAGGGGGCCAUGACCGACCAGCUGAGCCGGCGGCAGAUCCGUGAGUACCAGCUCUACAGCCGGACCAGCGGCAAGCACGUGCAGGUGACCGGGCGUCGCAUCUCCGCCACCGCUGAAGACGGCAACAAGUUCGGUGAGGCCCAGCCUUCACCUGAGGCCACCCACACCCCUGGCCGGCUUCCCCUGGUUCAUCCCGGAUCUUGUGUCAGGGCCUCCCAUGUUCCCCACCUGAGGUUGGAGGUCAGGUGGGUUGUGGGGGGUGGGGGGCUUCCACUCCCUGGGCUUGCAACCCUCAUAGACAGAAGUCUCUCCCUCAUGACAGCCAAGCUCAUAGUGGAGACGGACACCUUUGGGAGCCGGGUGCGCAUCAAGGGGGCUGAGAGCGAGAAAUACAUCUGCAUGAACAAGAGGGGCAAGCUCAUCGGGAAGCCCAGCGGGAAAAGCAAAGACUGCGUGUUCACGGAGAUUGUGCUGGAGAACAACUACACGGCCUUCCAGAACGCCCGGCACGAGGGCUGGUUCAUGGCCUUCACGCGGCAGGGCCGGCCGCGCCAGGCCUCCCGAAGCCGCCAGAACCAGCGGGAGGCCCACUUCAUCAAGCGCCUGUACGAGGGCCAGCUGCCCUUCCCCAACCAGGUCGAGAGGCAGAAGCAGUUCGAGUUCGUGGGCUCGGCCCCCACCCGCCGGACCAAGCGCACGCGGAGGCCUCAGCCCCGGACGUAGUCAGGGACACCGGGGUGGCAGCUGUCCCUCCUCAGCCUUCCCGUCCCCUCCCCUUCCUGAUCCAAAGAUGGGGCUGGGGUGGAGGGAGGGAAGCCCCCAGGAGGUCCCGAGGACCAACAAGCAUCAGCGCCCAGGCUGCCCAAGCUGGACGGGCCUCAGGGCCGCCUCCUGGACCCCUCCAGGGCCGCUGGCAUGGGCCCAGGGGUGUGGCGGGCCCAGGAGAGACGCUGUAGUGUCCCCCCACCCCCACCCCGACG
Messenger RNA from Myotis brandtii (Brandt's bat), 1385 nucleotides. It is a transcript of the gene FGF17, whose product is annotated as fibroblast growth factor 17. The annotation marks the transcript as partial. The record is from RefSeq and is a predicted model, not a curated record. The transcript has 3 exons. Lineage: Eukaryota; Metazoa; Chordata; Mammalia; Chiroptera; Vespertilionidae. Gene Ontology annotation, cellular component: cytoplasm. Gene Ontology annotation, molecular function: type 2 fibroblast growth factor receptor binding; growth factor activity; type 1 fibroblast growth factor receptor binding. Gene Ontology annotation, biological process: cell differentiation; regulation of cell migration; positive regulation of protein phosphorylation.